AAAGAAAAAAUAAGUCUAGUCAACCGCCCACCGCAGGAGACUGGGGGGGAUGUUCCACCACCAUCCUGGAUUUACAACCAUUUCAAGGAUAUUUGAGCACAAAGACGACAUUUUGGAAACUGUGAUAUUGGAGUAAGCCGACAUCUUGGAAACCUUCACCGCCAACUGACGUUUGAGGCCACAUGAUUGAGCGGCCGUUUUACCUGUGUGGCUGAAGACUCAAGGAGCAAACAAUGGAUCAAAACUUGUUUGGAGGAGUGCCCAGGUUUCUCACCCGCCCAAAGGCGUUCUCAGUGUGUGCAGGCAAGGAUGCCACACUGAGCUGCACUAUCGUGGGCAGCCCGACUCCACUGAUCACCUGGGAAAAGGACAAGCUCAAACUGACAUCUGGGGGCCGCUUCAAGACCGUGGAGGAUGGAGAUGUGUACCGCCUGACCAUCUAUGAUUUAACACUGGAGGACAGUGGCCAAUACAUGUGCCGAGCCAAAAACAACGUCGGGGAAGCUUAUGCUGCCGUCACCCUCAAAGUGGCCCUGCCAGCAGAAAUGGCUCAGAGGGCCCCUGUAUUCACGGUUAAACCUACCUCUACACGUGUAGGUUUGGGAGGAGAUGUUGUUUUCCACUGCCGAGUUGCAGCUUACCCUGACGCCAACUUUGAUUGGGAAAAAGACGGGCGCUACUUGGGGGAGUCGAACCGUAUCAAGAUAGUUUCUGACAGUGACAGCAGCACCUUAAAGAUCCAAAGUGUGCGUAACCUGGACAGCGGCACCUACACCUGCAGGGCCCAGAACACUGUUGGCCGUUCACAGGCUGCAGCAGCUCUUGUUGUAGAUGCCCAGGAUUCCCACCACCUGUCUGGAGACAAAAACACUUCCCUGCUUUCUCACCUACAAAAGCGCAAGGAGGAAAUGAAGAAGGACAUCUCGAUAUAUCGCACUGAAGAAAGCAGAUCCUCUGUUACCUCCUCCACCACAGCUAACAUCACAGAUGGUUUGAGUCUGGAAUAUGAGCUGAGGGCAUCUGCUCUUGCAAAGCUGCCCAAAGGUGUGUUCACCCGUACCUGCACAGUGACUGAAGGCAAACAUGCCAAACUCAGCUGCUUUGUAACGGGUCACCCUAAACCGCACAUUAUCUGGAGGAAGGAUGGAACAAACAUCAGCGAAGGCCGCAGGCACGUCAUUUAUGAGGACCAAGCUGAGAACUUCAUCCUCAAGAUCCUGUACUGCAAGCAGACCGAUAAUGGUCUCUACACCUGCAAUGCAACCAAUUUGGCUGGGCAGACCUACAGUGCUGUGUUGGUAACAGUCAAAGAGCCUGCAGUGCCAUUCAGGAGGAAGCUGAAGGAUGUGGAGGUCCAAGAGAAAAUGUCAGCCACAAUGAUGUGUGAGGUGCCCGUUACUUCCACCCAAGCCAGCUGGUUCAUGGAGGAGACGCGGCUGCAGCAAAGCAGCAAAUAUAACAUGGAGGAGGAAGGGACCCUGCGUCGUCUCACCAUACACAAUGUCACCACCAAUGAUGAUGGUGUUUAUAUUUGUGAGAUGAAAGAGGGCAGUCGCACUGUGGCUGAGCUCACUGUCCUGGGCAACAUUACCAAGAAGCUUCCCCGCAGGACAGUGGUUCCUGUCAGUGACACUGUUAUCUUCUGUGUGGAGCUGGAGCAUCCCAUCCCAGAUGUCUACUGGACCCGCAAUGGCGAGAAACUGAAGGAGGAUUCCCGUAUUUCCAUUGCCUGCGUGCUCAGGCAGUACACACUCACAAUUAGAGACUGCCAGGCAGAUGACUCAGGAGAGGUGGCCUUUGUAGCUGGAGACUGCAAGACAUCCACUCGAUUCACUGUCACUGCUGCCAGGAAACAUCCACCCGAUCCCCCAGUCGACGCAGUGGUGCAGAACAAGACUGACUCAUCCAUCACUAUCCGGUGGUCUCCUCCUGACAGCGACCGCCCUGUCCCCAUCAAGGGCUACAUUGUGGAGAGGAGGAAGGUUGGCACUCAGACAUGGCAGAGGUGCAACCCUGGGGAAACCAUUGUCUCAACAGAGAUCAUCAUCUGCAACUUCACAGAAGAAGCCACCUACCAGUUCCGUAUCUCUGCUAUGAAUGACUUUGGCCAGAGUCCUUACCUGGAGGUGCCUGGAACCUUCUACCUAGAACCCAGUGCUGAAAUCAGGAGAGGCCUGACAAACUCUGCUGCAGUCUCUGGUGAGGAGUUCUCGAUCUCUGUGGAGCUGUCUGCUGUUUGCUCCGGCUUCUGGUCUCUAAACGGCCGCCUCCUGCGCAGUGGAGCCGACUACCUCAUCACCAGGUCCAAGAACACACACACUCUGCUCAUCCGUGUCGUCACCAUGGAAAUGAACGGAAAUGAGAUCAAGUUUGUGGGUGGAGGCUCGCAAAGCAGUUGCAUCCUGUCUGUGAAGGUUCCUCCUGUUAGGUUCACCAACAAGUCAGACGUAUCGGAGGUGGUGACCUGCAGUGCCCAAGCCACUGCUCAGUUGACUGCUGAGGUGUCAGAUUACGAUGCACAGGUGGUUUGGAUGAGGAAUGGACGGGAGUUGAAAACUGGAAAGAAGUAUGAAUAUAUGUUCACUGACCGCAAGAGGAUCCUUAUGAUACACAACGUCACAGAGGAAGACGUGGGCAUCUACGAGUGUGUUUUAGCUGAUGACAGAAUGUCCAUCCAACUCAGUCUUAAAGAUGAACCGGCCAAGUUUUUGAACAAAACCAGAGGUCCCAUGGGAUUGGCAUCGUCCCUUAAAGGAGAUCUUGAGCUGAGCUGCGAGGUAUCUCCCGCCAGUGCGGUCGUUGUGUGGAAAAAAGAUCAAGUGAAGAUCAUUGAGGACCAAAGAACUACCUUCAUCUCCAAAGGGACUCAAAGGAAACUCAUCAUCAGGAAUGCCAAGAAAAGUGACGAAGGACAUUAUUCAUGUGAGACAGAAACAGACAAAGUCACAUUCCAGGUCAAGAUUAAAGAAACUCAAGCUGUAGCUGUGUUCUCCAACAAGGAGUCAGUCCAGAAGGAGGUGAAAGCUACUCUCUCCCAGAAAGCCACUCUUAGUUGCAAUGUUUCAGACAGCAAGACAGAGGUGAAAUGGUAUAAAGACGGCAAGGUGUUGAUAUCCAGCAGGACGAUAUACUCAGAAGUAAAAGGCAACACUCGUCAGCUGGUGAUUGAAAAGGUGGAGAAGGGCGAUGCUGGAGAGUAUACAUGUGAAGCCGGAGGGGAGAAGCUGGCCUUCAGGUUAUUUGUGUCAGAUUUUCAGUCAGCAUUCUUCAACAAGGAGUCAGUCCAGAAGGAGGUGAAAGCCACUCUGUCUCAGAAAGCCUCCCUGAGCUGUGACGUAGCUGAUACCAAGACAGAGGUGAAAUGGUACAAGGAUGGCAAGCUGCUGACUCCCAGCAAGACAAUACACACAGAGUCGAAGGGUAAAAGUCGCCUGCUGGUGAUCGAAAGUUUGGAGAGGAAGGAUGCUGGAGAAUACACGUGUGAAGCCGGGACUGAGAAGCUGGUCUUUAAAAUGCAGGUGGAAGAAACAGCAGUUUGA
Molecule: messenger RNA, 3539 nt
Organism: Epinephelus lanceolatus (giant grouper)
Lineage: Eukaryota; Metazoa; Chordata; Actinopteri; Perciformes; Serranidae
Source: RefSeq, a predicted model, not a curated record